Coniosporium apollinis CBS 100218 is the source of this 1113-nucleotide messenger RNA. RefSeq lists its product as uncharacterized. The record is from RefSeq and is a predicted model, not a curated record. Gene Ontology annotation, biological process: regulation of transcription by RNA polymerase II; chromatin remodeling. The transcript has a single exon. The coding region runs from base 1 to 1113 and encodes 370 amino acids. Gene Ontology annotation, cellular component: NuA4 histone acetyltransferase complex. Lineage: Eukaryota; Fungi; Ascomycota; Dothideomycetes. Gene Ontology annotation, molecular function: histone binding.
AUGGCAGCAAAACCUAACGUCGACCGCGAAAAGCCCUCCGCUCCUGAGAUUCAAGAUCCAAGCCGACAAGAUAUAGAUCGCAGCGUAAAAGAUCACGAGGAAGAGUGCAUCGAGCCCGACGACCUCUGUCCAAUAUGCCAUCUACUGCUAUAUCGCCCGGUAACAACCCGCCGCUGCAGUCACACGCUCUGCGAGUCAUGCUUGGCAUAUUGGGCGGACGUCUCUUUCUCCUUCCCAAACCAGAUCAGACUCCGUCCACUGGGUGAAAUGCCGACCGACGAUGAUGGUCCUGACGAGGAAAUAUCAGCAAAAUGCCCCAUGUGCAGAACAUUGACAGUUGCGUCAUUUAAUGCAACUCUCGAGGAGACUCUCAAAGCCCGCUAUCCAGGGCAGUACGCGGAACGCCAAGCUGAAGAAGAAACAACAGCAGCCGCUAUAUAUUCGGUAAAGACUCUCACUGUCUAUAUCGGCAAUUUGCAUCGUCUCACAAAGCCGGCAAACAGCAUGUCUACCAACUCGCAUGAGUGGAAAUUCUUUGUCAGACCGUCGCGCACUGAUAUCAUUGACCACGUGAUCAUCCACCUGCAUCCGACUUUUCGGUCUCCUGUUCUAGGAUUUGAACACCCGCCUUACGAAGUUCGCCGCGUCGGCUGGGGCACCUUUAGGAUCGAUGCCGAAAUCCAGUUGGAGCGAGGCUGGCAGUGGGUCAGCAACGAUGCUGAGACCGCGUUGAACGGGCAGGAGAACGGAUCACUGCCGCUGCAUUGGUACCUGGAUUUCGUGGGCCACGGCUCUCAGGGCCGGGUCAAGCUGAAGAUCAAGAAAGUACCGAUUUUGGGUACUGCGGCUAGUACCACGGACGCGUCCCUUCAUUUUCACAGCGAGGAAUCGUCGUCCGAGAGCGAAGAUAUGUCGGAGAGUUCGGACGGGUGGGAUGCGGACGUCGAUGAGGAAUCGGAGCCUGUUGAGACGGGCAGCGAGGAGACCGCGAUGGCUGGGAGCGAGGGUACAGAUGAGGAGGCUACAGGUGAUAUGGAUACUGAUGAACGCCCAGAGACUUCCGAGACCGACAGCGCAUACUCUGAUGAGACUUGGCAAGGCCUGAGUAGCUAG